Chlamydomonas reinhardtii is the source of this 1989-nucleotide messenger RNA. RefSeq lists its product as uncharacterized. The record is from RefSeq and is a predicted model, not a curated record. NCBI's taxonomy places the organism in Eukaryota, Viridiplantae, Chlorophyta, Chlorophyceae, Chlamydomonadales, Chlamydomonadaceae. Gene Ontology annotation, biological process: lipid metabolic process. The coding region runs from base 256 to 1620 and encodes 454 amino acids. The transcript is spliced from 9 exons.
CCGAGCCCGAAAGCCCAGGCUCAUUCAGCACACAACACAAGCUUGCAUGUAAGGGCCGACGACCGUGGGUUGACAAGCACGGAAGCAAAGCGAACCGCGGGCCGCUUGCGCAAGCUCUGACGUCCCGCUGUCCCGCCCCGCGGUCGACCCGCAGCGGCCCGCGAGGCACCGCCAAACGCCAACGUGUCGCACAAGAUGCCUAGCUGGGCGGUCGCUGUCGUCGGUGUGGGGCUUGCGUGCGUGGGCGCGGCAACAAUGUCCCGCGCCAUUUGCCUGCGAACGCCCCCAGGCCCGGCCCGCCUGCUGCUGCUGCUGCCCGCCGCGGCGCUGUUCUUUGCCGCGCCGCUCGCCUUCGAGGUGCAGAGCGCCAGCCGCGCCAGUGCCGCCGCCAUGCUCAUGUGGCUCGCCACAUUCAAGCUGUUGGCUCUGGGCUGCGGCCGCGGCCCGCUGGCGGCGUCGCUGCGGCAACUGAGCCUGGGCCAGUUCUGUGCGCUGCUGCUGUGGCCCGUCAUUCCAGUGACGGGUCCGGGCGGUACCGUUGCUUUGGAGCCCACAUGUGGCUGGGCACGAUUGCGCAAGGCUCUUGACUACCUGUUGUGGCGCCUGCCGGAGAACCUGGUUGUCACUCUUCUGGCGGUGUACAUGCUCACGCACCCGGCCGUGCCACUCUUCCCCAAGACAUACGCGGCUGCCUUCGGCGUGUGCGCCUACUGCAGCCUGUGGGCCAACGCCUGCGCCGCGCUGGUGGUGGCUGUGCACGGCCUGGUGCUUGCGCCCUCGUGGAACCGGCCCUGGCUGCAGACCAGCCUGGCGGACUUCUGGGGCCGCCGCUGGAACCUGCCCGCCGCCGCCUCACUCAAGCACCUGGUGUUCGCGCCGGUGACGGAGGGCCGACUUGUGCCGAAGCCGCUGCCGCGACCUCCUGCGGCCGGCGAGGACCUGGCACCAGCGGGCGCGGCUGGGGCCCCACCCGGUGACGACAGCAGCGCGCCGACCACCGGCGAGAGGCCCCCGCCUCGCAGCCCCAGCAUGGCCUCUGACAGCGCCAGCCAGGCUGCCGCAAAUGCUCCCUCGCCGUCGGCUGCUGAUGCUGACGGCGAUGACACCAAGCAGCGCGUCGGCGAGACGGGCGCCGCAAGUUACACUGGCACUGCCGCUAACGCGGCCACCGACCGUAGCGGCCGCGACAAGCCUCGCCGCGACGGGCCGUCGGCGGCGGCGCGGCUGGCGGCGCUGGUCGCGACCUUUGCCGUGAGCGGCCUGAUGCACGAGGUGCUCCUGUGGGUGUGCACCGGCGACGCCUCACAGCUGGGCAAGCAGACCUGGUUCUUCGCCAUACAGGCGCCCCUGAUGUUGGCGGAGCAGCAGCUGGUGCGGGCCACCACCCGGGCGGGUGUCAAGCUGCCGGUGUGGCUGUGCAUCCCCGUGGCCUCACUCACACUCCAGGUCCCCGCCAUGUACGGCUUCUGGGGCGCCUACUUCGCCGCUGUCACGCCGCGGUCAACGCCCCUGUCUGCUCCUGGCGCUGUGUUAACGGCCAGGGCCGUGACGCCGGCUUUCGGUGCGGGAGAGAACAAGCUGGGCGGCCCGGUGUUUGGCACGCUCAGCUCUGAACUUUGACGGGUGUAAUUGCGUGUCAUGUUGUGUUGUUUAUUGCAGAAUAGGGUGGUACUGGCGCGCCCCGUGGGCGCGCGCCUGUUAAAGGUUUGUCGCACCACCUGCAAUGCACGGGUGGCUGGACCAUCGGCAGAACUACACGGCGUGGCCGAAUCCGAGACCUGAAGGACACCAGCGCCCUAUGGUCGCUUCGUGCAUAGUAUGCAUGCGAGUGGCGUUAUGUGCUUUCAAGCAUAGGGUUUGGCACGCGGCUGAGGGAGUCAGCCCGGCAACGCCCGCCAAAAGCGAGCGGUGCUUCUAUAGAGGACUGGGACAAAGCCUAUACAUAUAGUUAGGAAUGACCCUCUUGUGUUAACUCCUACCCCAUCUCGU